GUCAAAUUAUAAAUCAAGCUGAAGCAGUAUACACCAUAUUUUUCAACUGGUAAACAAUGGAUGCACACACAUUACAGAACAUACUUCGCAACAAGUAUAACAUCAAUGAAAAGCUUCAGGCCGAGGUCAUAUUUGUGGCCCUUCAAGGCGGCACCAUGAAAGCGAAUGGUCUGUUCAGUAUCGGGAUUGGUGAGAGGUUCGUAGUCGUCGCCGGCAUUAACCCUCGCGGACCAGAUAUCGACUACAAUCCGGUGUCUCUCUCUUCAGUAGGUCUGCUCGGUGUCACGUACGAAAAUGCCAGCACGAUUGUAACAAUCUCCAGUCCGCUCAAAGGCAAGAAUUCAUUUCAGUUAUGCAGCAGUAGCAAGGCCGCCGCUAUAUGGAAUGAUUUUACCACCGCCAUUGAUUACCAGGCGUCUAAAUUAAGCGGCGACAGUUGGUGCAGCGCGUCACUUAGUGCUUCAUCAUCAUUAUCAGACGCCUCUGUGGAUGUAGAACAAAUGUAUACAUAUCAGAGGAACUUCAUAGGCCGGACCCUUCUCAAUAACAGAUGUCUGUCGCCGCAAAGGUUUCCCACGGCAGAUAGAAGUUUCAGCUCUAUUUCUUUGCCCGAUAUGAUAUAUGGACCAACCGAUGCCAACUCGGCGUGCCGUCAGCAUGUUAAGAGAGGUCACAGUUUGAACUGUGUCGACGUGUCAUUAUACAGCUUCAUCAAUGAUAAUGAUACAAACCGAAAUGCAGCAAUGCAUCAGGUAGAAUUUACUGCGCCCGAUACAGUUAUUGGGCAACAUUGCGGGCAACUAACCGACGAGCGACGGACAGAUAAGUCAAGCAAGCAGACCAGUUUACUUGAGAGGUUUCUGCUUCUGCGCUUGUUUACCUGCUGUAUAAGCAAGCGUUGAUUUUUUAGCAUUAACCUAUGAUCUUUUACACGAGAAAUCACAUUUUCAUAUUGUUGUUUAUGCCAAUAAAUUAAUUGCACGAACAAA
This is a messenger RNA of Dreissena polymorpha, 989 nucleotides long. RefSeq lists its product as uncharacterized. The record is from RefSeq and is a predicted model, not a curated record. Lineage: Eukaryota; Metazoa; Mollusca; Bivalvia; Myida; Dreissenidae. The transcript has 2 exons. The coding region runs from base 57 to 902 and encodes 281 amino acids.